Molecule: messenger RNA, 885 nt
Organism: Pelecanus crispus (Dalmatian pelican)
Lineage: Eukaryota; Metazoa; Chordata; Aves; Pelecaniformes; Pelecanidae
Product: potassium channel, subfamily K, member 16
Biological process (GO): stabilization of membrane potential; potassium ion transmembrane transport
Cellular component (GO): plasma membrane
Molecular function (GO): potassium ion leak channel activity; outward rectifier potassium channel activity
Source: RefSeq, a predicted model, not a curated record
AUGCCCCUCCUCACCAUGCACAACCAGCAGAUCAGCUGGACUCCGCUGCUGGUACUGGGGUAUCUCUUUUACCUCCUCCUGGGCGCUAUGGUGUUCCAGCUGCUGGAGAAGCAGGCAGAGACGCACUUUCGAGACCAGUUCCAGCUGGAGAAGCUCAAGUUCCUGCAGAACUACACAUGCUUGGACAGGCAAGCCUUGGAGCAGUUUGUACAGGUCCUCAUGGAAGCAUGGGAAAAAGGGGUCAACCCAGAAGGAAACUCUACGAAUCCCAGUAAUUGGGACUUCAGCAACUCCUUCUUUUUUGCAGGAACUGUUGUCACCACUAUAGGUUACGGUAACCUGUCCCCCAGCACAGUGGCAGGGCAGAUCUUCUGUGUGUUUUAUGCCUUAUUUGGAGUGCCCCUCAACCUGGCCUUCCUUAAUCAGUUGGGGAAAGGCCUCAAUGCUCAUCUGAUUACCCUGGAAAGAUGGGUGCAAAAGCCAGGCCGUGCCCAGGUGGUUCAAACACUGGCAGUUGCCAUCUUCCUGACAACUGGGACCUUGCUUUUUCUAGUGUUCCCACCAUUGGUCUUCAGUUACGUAGAAGGCUGGAGCUACGGAGAAGGCUUUUACUUCACCUUCAUCACCCUGAGCACCAUUGGAUUUGGGGACUAUGUAGUAGGCACAAACCCCAACAAGCACUAUAUCCCGGUGUACAGGAGCCUAACUGCAAUUUGGAUUGUUUUUGGCUUGGCCUGGCUGGCUCUGGUCUUCAACGUGGGAGCUGACUUGAUGGAAAAAUUCCUUCAACUAAAGUGGCACAAGCCUGACUUAAGCUUGGCAGAAGGAGCCACCACCAAAUUGGAAGAUGAACCUGAGCAGCCCAGAAUCCACAUCCCUAGCUGA